Messenger RNA from Penicillium soppii, 933 nucleotides. Its product is annotated as translation initiation factor eIF2 subunit alpha. The record is from RefSeq and is a predicted model, not a curated record. Gene Ontology annotation, cellular component: eukaryotic 48S preinitiation complex; multi-eIF complex; eukaryotic translation initiation factor 2 complex. The transcript is spliced from 4 exons. Lineage: Eukaryota; Fungi; Ascomycota; Eurotiomycetes; Eurotiales; Aspergillaceae. The coding region runs from base 1 to 933 and encodes 310 amino acids. Gene Ontology annotation, molecular function: translation initiation factor activity; ribosome binding; RNA binding.
AUGUCUCUAACGAACUGUCGGUUUUAUGAGGACAAGUACCCGGAGGUGGACAGCUUUGUCAUGGUCAAUGUCAAGCAGAUCGCUGAGAUGGGCGCAUAUGUGAAGCUGCUUGAAUACGACAACAUCGACGGCAUGAUCCUCCUCUCAGAACUAUCCCGCAGACGUAUUCGCAGUAUCCAAAAGCUCAUCCGUAUCGGACGCAACGAAGUCGUUAUCGUACUCCGUGUCGACAAGGAGAAAGGCAAGGUUACACCAUUUGGUUACAUUGAUCUUUCCAAGCGCCGUGUCUCCCCCGAGGAUGUGAUCAAGUGUGAGGAGCGUUACAACAAGAGCAAGGCUGUGCACUCCAUCAUGCGCCAUGUCGCAGAGGCGACUCAAACCCCCCUCGAGACCCUCUACGAGACUAUCGGCUGGCCCCUGAACCAGAAAUAUGGCCACUCGCAUGACGCUUUCAAAAUUUCCAUCACAAACCCCUCCGUUUGGGAUGAGAUCACAUUCCCUAGCGACGCCGUCAAGAACGAGCUCCAGCUGUACAUCAGCAGCAAGCUCACUCCCCACCCCACUAAGGUCCGUGCCGAUAUCGAGGUUACCUGCUUUGGUUAUGAGGGAAUCGAUGCUGUCAAAGACGCCCUUCGCACCGCCGAGGCCGAGAACACCCCCGAGAGCCAGAUCAAGGUCAAGCUUGUUGCUCCUCCUCUGUACGUCCUGGCCAGCCAAUGUCUGGAUAAGACCGCUGGUGUCAAGGGACUGGAGGACGCCAUUGUGAGAAUCACAGAGCGCAUCCAGGCGAACGGCGGUAACUGCACCGUGAAGAUGGCACCGAAGGCCGUCACUGAGCAAGAUGAUGCUAUCUUGCAGGAGCUUAUGGAGAAGCGUGAGCGUGAGAACAUGCAGGUCAGCGGAGACGAAGACUCCGAGGCAGAUGACGAGUAA